Messenger RNA from Rhineura floridana, 1444 nucleotides. It is a transcript of the gene PAK1IP1, whose product is annotated as PAK1 interacting protein 1. Bases 274 to 1371 code for a protein of 365 amino acids. The record is from RefSeq and is a predicted model, not a curated record. NCBI's taxonomy places the organism in Eukaryota, Metazoa, Chordata, Lepidosauria, Squamata, Rhineuridae. Gene Ontology annotation, molecular function: protein binding. The transcript has 10 exons.
CUUCCGCCCAAGGCUGCCCCUGUGACUGCCUGUUUUCCCUCAACCCGCUUCCCCAUCUCAACAAGUCACCGAACAUAUUGAGGAUAAGCGCAAAAAAAAGGCGUUCAAACUGGCGGUGACAGCCGCGCGGGCGUGCCACACUUUUCACCUCCUGAUCAGGCGGAGAAUUAGACACCCAUCAACCCCACCACGAAAAAAAGGGGAGGGGUAGCUGAGCUCCAACAGGAAAGAAAAGGACCCAACGGCAUUAGGCGCCGCCGAAGAGGCCCAGAAAUGGAGCUGUUAGGGGGCUGCUACGAACAGAUUUUGUUCGGGUUCGUGAUACGGUCGGACGAGAACUGGGCAGCUGUUCCUGAUUUCACCCACCAUGCUCACAGUGCUUCAUUGUCAGCAGUAGCUGUGAAUGACAGAUAUGUAGUCACUGGUAGCAGAGAUGAAACCAUACAGAUCUACGACAUGAAAAAGAAAGUUGAACAUGGAGCACUGAUGCAACACAAUGGCACUGUAACCUGUUUGGAAUUCUAUGGAAGUGCACAUUUAUUGAGUGGAGCUGAGGAUGGUUUAAUGUGUAUUUGGAACACAAAAAGAUGGGAAUGCUUGAAGUCCAUUAAGGCACACAAGGGACAUGUGACAUCUCUUUCUAUUCAUCCUUCUGGGAAGUUGGCUUUGUCAGUAGGAACAGACAAGACGUUAAGAACAUGGAAUCUUGUAGAAGGAAGAUCUGCAUUCAUAAAAAAUCUAAAACACAAUGCGCAUCUUGUUAAAUGGUCACCCAGUGGUGAGAUAUAUGUGGUAGUUAUAGCUAACAAAGUGGAUAUGUACAAGCUUGCAACUGCUUCUGUCUUUGGCUCCAUCACUACAGAAAAGAGAGUAUCUUCAGUAAAGUUUAUUACAGAUUCCAUACUUGCCAUUGCUGGAGAUGAAGAAUUUGUACAGUUAUUUGAUUGUGACUCUCAAAAGUGCCUUUGUGAAUUUAAAGCUCAUGAAAACAGAAUAAAAGAGAUUUAUAGUUUUGAAAUGGAAGGUCUACACAUUCUGGUGACUGCAUCGAGUGAUGGAUACAUUAAGAUGUGGAGUCUUGAUCUUAACAAGAUUAAGAAUUCUCCAUCAUUGCUAUGUGAAGUCAAUACUAAGGCUAGACUUACGUGUUUAGCAGUUUGGCUCAAAAGAGAUUCAGAAAUCAAGGAGACCCCUAAUGAAGCUGCAACAUCUUCAUCUCAAGCACAUGAAGAGGAACAGCCAUUGACAAAGAAAAAGAAAAAUUGUUGGACUGAGUGUGAGAAGUCAUCAAAGGGGGAUGGCCAAGAAACACCCGUGAGAAGAAAAUCUGCAAAUGUACAGCAGCAGAAGAAAAAAAGUUGCAGAGAUUAAAAUGAUUGUGUGUGCAUUACCGUUUGCAGUUCUAAACCAAUAAUAAACGGCCACCAACCUGUUUUCACUUUAA